This is a messenger RNA of Tribolium madens (black flour beetle), 1154 nucleotides long. Its product is annotated as glutathione-specific gamma-glutamylcyclotransferase 1. Bases 174 to 929 code for a protein of 251 amino acids. The transcript is spliced from 3 exons. The record is from RefSeq and is a predicted model, not a curated record. Gene Ontology annotation, molecular function: gamma-glutamylcyclotransferase activity; glutathione specific gamma-glutamylcyclotransferase activity. NCBI's taxonomy places the organism in Eukaryota, Metazoa, Arthropoda, Insecta, Coleoptera, Tenebrionidae. Gene Ontology annotation, biological process: glutathione catabolic process. Gene Ontology annotation, cellular component: cytoplasm.
AAGUCCGUCUCCGUCCAAAGUGUAUCAAAACGCAUGUGUGAUAUGCCUAUUUAAAAAUAAAUUCGCGCGCUUGGAAUUUGUUGGAGAAAAGCUCGUGCGUGUAGUUAGUGACUAGUUCGAGUUAGGAUUGAUCGAAACCUUCUGACAGCUGUCUCGGAAGUGUUGCAUCAGCAAUGGAAUCAGCAAGUGGUUUAGUGGUCCUGGAAGAUGAAGUUCUGCACAACGAAACCAAAGCUUUAUGGGUUUUUGCUUAUGGUUCGCUGUGCUGGAAACCCGGCUUCCAGUUUCAUAAAGCUGUCACCGGGUAUGUUCAAGGGUUUCACCGCAGGUUCUGGCAAGGGAAUACCACACACCGGGGGACUGAAGAAAAUCCCGGUCGUGUCGCUACUUUGAUCGAAAACAGUAAGGGUUUGGUUCACGGAGUCGCUUUUGCAAUAAGUGGAGAGGCCGCAAUUCCGUACUUGUCGAAACGAGAAUGCGAGUUAGGAGGAUACAGUUCUGUCUUCACCACCUUCUACCCCAUAAGUGGAGAGCCGUUCAAGGUUCUGUUAUAUGUGGCCACACCGAAAAAUCCUCUCUGGUUGGGAGAUGCCCAAAUUUCGGACAUCGCCGACCAAAUUGUAGACUGCCGGGGGCCCAGUGGGUAUAACGUCGAGUACGUGCUGCGACUAGCCAAUUUUAUGAAGCAUCACUUUCCGGAGCAUGACGACGAACACUUGUUUCAUUUGGAGGAGGAGGUCUUGAAGAGGGUCAAGGAGAGGAAUAUGUGCCUUAAAACCCUCAUGGGGGACGGUGAAGGCUGUGUCACCUUUGUCAAAGUCGAAAGGCGGAGAUCUACUGAUAGUUCUGAUGACAAUCCAGACCGGAUAGAAACGUUCCAACACACGACAAGAGUCCCCGAAAAAACACUACGUUGCUUAAAUAUUUAGAGAUUAUUUGUUUAUUUAUUAUAGCAACCGGUGGUGCUACCGUGUAGUACCAAUUAUUUUUGUUCAGUGUUGAUUGUGAUUUUUAUUUCUGCAUUUAGGUGUAUUUUUAUAUGACUCGUGCGGUCCAGUCAACAGUUACAGAUUCAAAGAUUUAUUUAUAUUGUUUUGUAUUGGCUUAACUGUGAUUUUAUAAUUAACAAAAUAAACUUGUAUUUAAUAAAGUGA